ACAAGAAGGACACAGCCAGUGAGAGGCGCCCAGCUGCACAGAAAAGGCAAAGCAUUGGAUGAGAAAUUGUUAUACACACACCACCUACCAGAAAAGGUGCAUCACCUAUUCUCCAAUACCGAGAAAGAGAGUGUGUGUGUAUGGCAUGGGCACAGACAGCCUGCAGCCUGGAGCUCAGGGUUGGAUACCUGGACCUGGAGAUACAUUAGUGGAAUGCUCGACAGUUCCCUUAGGACAAUAAACAGAGAACUCCUUCCCUCUGGCUGGAGAUCACAGAGAAACUGCUGUGCUUGACUUUUACCUAAUAAGUGGAAUGAUACACAGAGACAAGCACUGACAGACAGGAAUCGUAUGGCAGGCCAGGAUUUUAUCUGCUGAAAUGUCCGAUAUCUCCAAAAUUCACUCCCCGAUUCAGAAGACGUCUGGCUACUAAAGACAGAUAAAGAGAUUGGACUGGGACAAUUUCUUCAAAUUGGAUCUAAAAUUUGCUGCCGGCAUCGCAUUGUUCCUGAAAAAUUUGAGAAGGCCGAGCUUUAAUGAAGGAACGUCAGAACUGCUAACAGUCACACAAACAGGGACUCCAGACCGUAGUGACCAAGGAUGGCGUCGCCAUGGAAACUAUAUCUGCUGCUGUCAGUCAUCGCGGGGUGCCUUUCAGCCCUUACAAGCGCUGUUCCUGGACAGCAGACAUCAUAUGCUGCAAUACUUAGAAGAAGAUCAGGGAGCUCCUCUAUGGCACUUUUUAACAACAAAAACAGACCGAGAUAUAGCAGCUCCUCACUAGAACCGAUUGGGCAAUAUUCUGAAAGAGAGAGGACAAGACAAUAUGGCUUUCCGACAAACCUCUACCAACUCUCCGACAGCUAUCGGCAAGAUGAUGAGAGUGUGGAUUAUGGGCCAGUGUUUACCCAAGAGCCAGAAAAUGUUAUUUUCCCCAUCGAUUCUGGAGAGAAGAAAGUGGCCCUUAAUUGUGAGGCAAGAGGAGCCCCUGCUCCAGUCUAUAGAUGGCUUCGCAAUGGAACAGAAAUAGACUUGGAAAGUGAUUAUCGCUACACUUUAAUAGAUGGAAAUUUAAUUAUCAGCAGUCCAAAUGAGGUGAAGGAUUCUGGUCAAUACCAGUGCAUAGCGGCAAACAACCUUGGCAGAAUCCUUAGUAGAGAGGCAACAUUUCAAUUUGCAUAUCUUGGAAAUUUCAGUGGCCGUGUACGAAGUGCAGUCUCUGUGCGGGAAGGACAAGGAGUGGUUCUUAUGUGCUCUCCCCCGCAUCACUCGCCAGAAAUCACCUACAGCUGGGUAUUUAAUGAAUAUCCUUCUUUCGUGGCUGAAGACAGCCGGCGUUUCAUCUCACAGGAGACAGGGAACCUCUACAUCUCCAAAGCACAGGCAUCGGAUGUGGGCAGUUAUAUAUGCCAUGUGAAAAAUGUCCUCACCAACACAAGGGUCAUGAGUCCACCAACGCCACUCACCUUGCGAAAUGAUGGUGUGAUGGGGGAAUAUGAACCGAAAAUUGAGGUCCACUUUCCUUAUACUUUUACUGCAGCUAAGGGAACGACUGUUAGAAUGGAGUGUUUCGCACUCGGCAACCCUGUUCCCACCAUCUCGUGGAGGAAGGUCAGUGGGUUUAUUCCCAGUAAAGCACGGCUAAGGAAAUCACAAGCCGUUCUGGAGAUUCCUAAUGUCCAGCUGGAAGACGCAGGAACGUAUGAAUGUAAAGCGGAGAACUCCAGGGGAAAAAAUGCCUUCCGAGGUCAAUUACAAGUAUACACUCAGCCGCAAUGGAUUGAGAAGAUUAAUGACACACAGCUAGAUAGUGGAGACCAACUCCGCUGGGAGUGUAAGGCAUCUGGAAAGCCUCGGCCCAUAUAUCGUUGGCUGAAGAAUGGGCUCCCCCUGCCCCCCCAGAACAGAGUGGAGAUGGUGAACGGUAUGCUGACCAUCCAUAAUGUCAACCAGUCAGACGCAGGAAUGUACCAAUGUCUGGCUGAAAAUAUCUAUGGAAUUAUCUAUGGAAGCGCAGAGCUGAAGGUUCUAGCAUCCGCUCCAUCGUUCGAGCUCAACCAACGGCAAAAAACAAUAAUCAUCACCAAGGGCAAGGAAGUCAUUAUGGAAUGUAAACCGCAAGCCUCUCCAAAACCAACCAUCUCCUGGAUGAAAGGUGACAGAGCUGUAAGGCAGAACAAAAGGAUAGCUGUUCUUCCAGAUGGAAGUUUACGGAUCUUAAAUGCUUCUAAAUCAGAUGAAGGAAAAUACACAUGCCGUGGGGAAAAUGUGUUCGGUUCUGCCGAAAUUACAACAGUUGUGUCUGUUACAGAACCUACAAAGAUAGAACUAACACCCAAGAGAACGGAACUGACUGUCGGGGAAAGUGUUGUUCUUAGCUGUAAAGCCAUCCACGAUCCUCUCCUGGAUAUCAGCUUCUUCUGGACAUUAAAUGAACAGCCGGUUGAGUUUGAAAAAGAAGACGGACAUUUUGAGAGCAUUAGAGCCCAAGCGUCAUCAGCGGAUUUAAUGAUUAGAAACAUCCUCCUGGUGCAUGCUGGGAGAUAUGGCUGCAGGGUGCAGACUACGGCUGACAGUGUAUCAGAUGAGGCAGAACUGCUUGUUAGGGGUCCCCCUGGCCCCCCUGGGGUGGUGAUUGUGGAAGAGAUUACAGAAAGUUCAGCCACCUUAUCCUGGAGUCCCGGUGCUGACAAUCACAGUCCCAUCCUCUAUUACAAUUUACAGGCCCGCAGCCCUUUCUCCCUAGGCUGGCAGAUCGUGAAAACUGUUCCAGACGUUAUAAGUGGAGACAUGGAAUCAGCCAUGGCAGUCGACCUGAAUCCCUGGGUGGAAUACGAGUUUCGAGUAGUAGCAACUAACAACAUUGGAACUGGAGAUCCCAGCAUACCAUCCCGAGUCAUCAGGACUAGUGAAGCAGUGCCAAAAACUCCUCCAGCAAAUGUCAGCGGGGGAAGCGGUAGACGUCAUGAAUUGGUGAUAACAUGGGAGCCCAUCUCUGAAGAGUUCCAGAAUGGUGAAGGAUUUGGAUACAUCGUGGCUUUCAGGCCCAAUGACACGAGAGGAUGGAAGGAAAAAAUGGUGACCUCUUCCGAUGCCUCUAAAUUUAUCUACAGAGAUGAGAGCACCCCACCACUCACCCCUUUUGAAGUUAAAGUUGGCGUGUACAAUAAUAAAGGCGAUGGACCCUUCAGUGACAUCGUGUUCAUCUGCUCUGCAGAAGGAGAACCCAGCACGGCCCCCACAGAUGUCAAAGCUUCAGGCCUGUCUGCAUCCGAAAUCCUUGUGGCCUGGAAAUCCUCCAAAGAUAAUGUGGGAAGACCUUUGGGAUUUGAGGUUAGUUACUGGAAAGAUAUGGAGCAGGAAGAGGCUGCAGAAAAAGUAAAAACGGCUGGAAAUGAGUCGUCCAUCAUUCUGACAGAGUUAGAAGGAAAUACAUUAUAUCACAUAACAGUGAGAGCGUUUAACAAAGCCGGAUACGGACCUUCAAGUACAGCGGUGCGUGGAGGCACGAAGAAAUCACCUCCAAGUCAAGCUCCGAGCAUUGUCAAAUGGAUACGGAACGGCUCUCACGUGUCCCUGGGCUGGGAGGCUGUCAGAUCAUUAGCGAACGAAUCAGAUGUCAUGGGAUACAAGGUCAUGUUGAGACAAGAAGGUCACAGCAAAAGCCAAGUCAUCCAAACACAGACAACUUCAGCAGUGGUUUUACUUCCCGAUUCUGGCUUUUAUAUCAUAGAAGUGCGAGCAGUCAGUGAAGGGGGAGAUGGGACGGCCAGCUCCCAAAUCAGAGUGCCAUCAUAUUCAGAAAAAGUCACAAGUGCACAGACAACACUGCAUAAUAUUUCAGCCUCCUCAUCUUCUUUAACUUUACUAUUGGCGCUUGUCGUUCCAACGACAUCUUGGUGAAGAUGGAUUUUUAGUUUUUUUCUUUGUUUUUUUUUAUUUAUUUAGAUUUUUAGUCCUUUUUUAUUUUUAUUGAAGACAUGAUUAAAGUUAUUGACUGAAUGAAGACAAUAGAAACCUGGACCUACUCUUCAUCCUUAUACCCAAAGACUACAUGAAAAAGAAGGCUGUUUUUCUUUUUUUCUGUUUAGUUUUUGUUUGUUCGUUUUUCUUUCUUUCCUUUUUUAUAAAUAUAUAUAUAAAUAUAUAAAUAGACUGGUUUGCUAAUAGCCUUUAUCAGCUUCUGUAAAAAAAAAAAAGAAAAAAAAAAGAAAAAACGGUAACUUUGGUCAAAUGCUCUGGGUUGCAUUUUUCUUUUUGUUUUGCUUUCGAAUCGACCAGUUCUUGGAUCAUAUAAUUUUACGUUGUUAAAGCGUGCAAUACAUUUGUGGUAUUGAAUGACAUGGUAUGAAGUGCAAAUAUAGAUCAGGUGAUAUAUUUAUACAUCUCAACUAUUCCUUACCCUAAUGAUUUUUAAUCUUUUCCAAGAAUGCCAAUAACCUAUGAUCUCUAGGUAAGGCAUCCUACAGGUAUGUUGCUAUGUUAUUACUCCAUACAACUCUUAGUUGUGCAGAGCAAUAAUACGGUACCCAACGCCUUCUAUGGCCCUGCUUUACCUUCGUAUGUCUUCAAUCUCAUACAGAGCUAUAGGGAGGCUUUUUUUGUUACAUUUUUCUUUAAAAAUGUGAGAAAACAAAAGUGUUGAGUGAUGUCGUAUUAAGGACAUAUUCUCCAUUUUAAUCAUUAGUCUCCCUUCCCAAAUUUGUAGUCCAAGAAUUUCUCUGAAACUCACAUUGUCAGACUUGCAUGGGCCCUACAGAAUCAGAGUUGUGGGAAUCCAUCUGUUUACAUGAGCCCUCAGCCAUUCUAGGGCUAAUUGAUUGCCUGGGAAGUGUAAAGACUAACGCUUUAAAGGAUUGCUCUUAGGCCAUGUUCACAUGACGGAAUUUCCCAUUGAAACCUGGAAAAAAAUUCAGCUCGGAAAUUGUGUUGCAAAAGAAUCCCUUUGCUUUCAAUGGGAUUCUGCUGCACCAUGCACACAGACGAAUUUCCGCAGUGGAAACAUCUGCUGCGGAAAUCGAAAGAAAGAAUUGAUUUUUGUGGGUGGAAUCCACUCAGAAAUGCAUUGUCUAUGGAGAAAGCAAAUUUCCGAGGGGUCCUAUUCUGCCGGCGCUUGCUAUUUGCGGAAUGUCCGCCCGUUCCUUUUUGUGGAAUUUUCCACUGUGUGAACAUAGCCUUGGGGGAGAAUAUUUUUAACUUAUGGCACCACAUGGAGCACUAUGUAUGAAACCACAGGGGCCCGGUUUGCUGUUGUACAGCCUCCAGCACACUCUGAGACUAGACCUUACAUUACCGACCUGUAUAUGCCUCCAAUCUUUGUGAAGCUUAUUGCUUAAUAUUUUUUGGGUAAAUGAGAUAAAGUUCAAUUGAUCAUUUUGCUUUGCUCUGGAGACAACAAAGAAUAUUAUUGAUAUGUCCAGUAAAUAUUGUGGUGACAAUUUUUAGCGGUGUAGAAGUCAAUCAUCUCUCUAUAUAUAAAUAUAUAUAUCUACAAAGUGAGUAGAGGGUUUGUCAUCAGUUGACGCCGCAUUAUAUUAAUGCAACCUCACCUGGUGGAGACAUUAGGACAAUAGUUCUUAGAUGCCAGUUCGAAUGAUGCGUAAACGAAAAAUACAUUGCAAGAAAGACUAUACAAUCCUCUGAAUGACCCUUGUAAUAUGGAACCCUGUCGGUCUACCAGUUGCUAACUUUUCUUCUGUCAAUGUGAGCGCAGUAUUGCUGGUUGGAAUUCUUUAGGAGACAUGAACCAUUAUUGCCAUGUUUUACUGUUUGUUUCUAGACCAAGGUCAAGAAAACUUUUUUUUUAAUAAAAUAAAAAAUCAAUGUAUAGAAGGGGUUGUUUGGAAUUGAAAUUUUAUUAAAAGUUUGCUGUGAACCGUAAACAUUUUCUUCAGGUUCAUCCUACGCGGCUUCUCAGAAAAGACAUGAAACACUGUAAGACAACGAAAUGUUUUCAACAAUGUAUUACUUCUUUUUAUGAUCACAGGCUUGGCCCCAGUUAAAGGG
Molecule: messenger RNA, 6006 nt
Organism: Hyla sarda
Lineage: Eukaryota; Metazoa; Chordata; Amphibia; Anura; Hylidae
Gene: CNTN5
Product: contactin 5
Exons: 26
Coding region: 601-3903 (1100 amino acids)
Biological process (GO): brain development; cell-cell adhesion
Molecular function (GO): cell-cell adhesion mediator activity
Source: RefSeq, a predicted model, not a curated record